AAAACAAUGAACACAGCCAUUGAGAGGCUCAAUGAUGGCAGCUCGAAAGGUCUCAAACGUUGAGAGUAUCCCAGCAUUUGGUAUUCUUCUUCUUUGCCUGCUUCAUCUGAUUAGUGGGGAUAUCCAGGAUGUUCAAGAAUAUCUCCCUCCAUCUUUAGCGACAGCAAGGCAAUUUCUUCAGGAUUACAACAAUGCAUAUCCUCGGGUGACAGAAGCAUCAUCCUCAGCCAGCUGGAACUAUCAGAGGAAUAUGACUGCGGAAAACCUGAAAAUUAGCACACAAGAGACCCUCAAGGCGAGCGCGUUCCAAAAGAGAUCUGCUAAAUAUGUCCGAGUGUUUGACAGUGUGGUUGAUGCCUUCCCAUCUGAUAUUAGACGUGAGCUCAAAUUCAUACGGAACAUCGGGGUGUCUGCAUUAGAUAAUGACACAGUUGCAGAGUUUUACAAGGUACAAGGCCAAAUGCAAAGGAACUAUGCUUCCGCCAGGGUUUGCCGUCCAAACAACUUGUCUGAUUGCCUCCGAUUUGACCCAGGUCUUCAAGAUAUCAUGGCUGACUCGACAGAUUGGGAUGAGAGACUCUGGGCAUGGAAAGGUUUCCGGGAUGAGGUAGGGGUGCCGAACAAACCUCUCUUCGCUCGAUACGUGGAUCUAGUCAACGAGGGUUCCCGGGCUAACGGGAACAAGGACAGGGGGCAUACAUGGAGAAGGGGCUAUGGGGAAGACUUGGAGAGGAAAGCCUUUGAGUUAUACGAUGCCAUUCUACCUCUGUACAAACAACUUCAUGCUUACGUCCGUAGACGACUUCAUCAGGUGUUCGGCGACCACGUUGAUGUUAAGGGUUAUCUUCCGGCUAAUCUUCUGGGUGAUAUGUGGGGUAGCUACUGGGUUAACCUGUAUCCGAUGAUGGUACCCUAUCCAGAUAGACCAAGUAUUGAUAUCACCCAGGCAAUGGUGGAACAGGGUAUAAACGGCACGCAGAUUUUCCGGAUGGCGAACGAAUUCUUCAUUUCUUUAGGAAUGCUACCUGUGAAUGAAGGAUUCUGGGAGAAUUCUCAAUUCGUCCAUCCUGAUGAUGGUCGUGAGGUUGGAUGUCAUCCUUCUGCUUGGGACUUUGGUAAUGGAGUUGAUUUCAGGAUAGCCAUGUGCGCUAAAAUCAAUAUGCUUGAUUUCCUGAUUGCACAUCAUGAGAUGGGUCAUAUUCAGUAUUACAUGCAGUAUAAAGAUCAACCUGGGGUGUUUCGACAGGGUGCGAAUGGAGCAUUUCACGAGGCGAUAGGCGAGGCAAUCUUCCUCUCAGUGGCGACGCCAAAACAUCUCCAAGAGAUUGGUCUUCUACAAGACGUGGACCAAUCAGACACGAGAUCUGACAUUAACUACUUAUUUAGAAAUGCUUUGAUGGCGAUCGGUAGUCUUCCUUUCAGCCUUGCUUUAUCCAAAUGGAGAUGGGAUUUGAUGAGAGGGGUCUAUCAUGUCAACGAUUCCAACGACGUUUGGUGGGAAAUGAAGAAUGAUCUUCUUGGCGUGAAAGCCCCUAUUGAAAGAAACAAUGAUGAUUUCGACCCCGGAGCCAUGUACCAUUUUGUUAUUGAUUAUCCUUACAUUGGAUACUACAUUCGAACAAUAAUCCAGUUUCAGUUCUACGAGGCAUUGUGUAGAGCAGCCAAUCACACCGGACCUCUUCAUACAUGUGACUUCUACAGAUCAAAGGAAGCAGGAGAGAAAUUAGCUAAUAUGUUAUCAAUGGGAGCUAGCAGACCUUGGCCAGAAGCAAUGGAGGCUCUCACCGGUCAGAGAGAAAUGAAAGCAGACGCCAUUUUGGAAUACUUUCAACCUUUGAUGGAAUGGCUGGAGAAAACCAACGAAGAGAAUGGAGAGUUAAUUGGGUGGCCAAGUACGUCAGCUCCCACAGGUUCUGCACGGAGUGCUAGGUCGGGCAAACCAUCUUUCCUCAUCUCACUACUGAGCGUGGUCUCGAUAAUCAUUAGGGUUGCAUGAUGCCACCAGGCAGUGAAGGUUGCCAGUGCAUCUCCGGAGGGGGUGGGGCGGGAAAACAAGUCUUUUGCAUUCUUUUAGGGUGGGGCUAUGCUGUGUUCAUGUGUGGGUAGGUAAGAUCAGAGAUUAUGAAUGCAGCUGAUUCCUCUUAGGGGGAGGUUCAGACGUUUAUCAAAAAUAUUUAGUAUAGGCCUCUGAUUAUCAUCAUCCACAAAAAAAUAUGAUCUAAGGUUUGAUGAUAAAUUGCACUAAUUAACUAUUAACACUUGAAAAAAAUUAUUUUCCCUAGAAUUUGUCAAUGCAUCAGUGCUGAAAAGUGAUAUUGGAAGUGCAAUUUCUUUCUCCUUUGGUCUAAUAUUUUCUAUAUAUAAUGUCUGAAACCGGUACACACUAAUUUUUGUUUAUAUGAUAUGUUAUGCUGCCAAUUCGAAGUGAAAAGUCACUAAACAUUCAUUCAUGGCGCUUAUGUUUGUCUGCUUAUAUCUUUAAGUGGCCCGCAUAUUGCUCGGAUAUCUGGGUUUAAUGUGUCAAUUUAUGAAAAGACGGUGGUUUUGUUUGCUUGUGUAUUGUAACAUAUCAUGCUGAAUAUUUGUCUUGUAUGUGAACUUGUUUACUCUCGUUUGCAUUUUGUUUACUAUUUUGUACAUUUUCAAUGUAAAGAGCAUAAUAUCCGAUUAUACACAUAAACUUUUAACUCAUAAUUGCAAUUAAUAUAUUGUAUAAGUAUGCUAUGAAACAAAUAUAUAGGCCCAAUAAAUCGGAACAAUUUUGCGAUUAGAUAUCUUGGCCCGUACUCUGAACUCGGGUUAAAAUCAAACCCUGGUUAAAGUUGUGGUUUAACUAUGGAUAUAGCCAAUUGGGGCACAAAUCACUAAAAUUACACAUACCAUUUAUCAAGUUAUAUAACUCUCAAAUUGUUCAUAAUUGUUUGGGAAUAAUAACUGAAGCAUUUUGAAGUAUUAUUCUCCGUUUUGAAAGCAAAAGGAAACAAAAAGUAAGUCAUAUGAAAUACAUAAUACAGACAGUUUUGAUUAUUUGCCUCCCAAUAAAUUUAGCCAAAUAAUGUCAGAAUAAGUGCCCUUAUCUAGAAUUGGAUUAUCUUGGUAAAGACUAAGAGGGAGAUAAACAUAAUGGAUAGCUAAUAAAGCGGAUAAAUAGAAGAUCUGAUAAUAAAGCAUAUAUCCAGGCCACGACUAAUGUGAAUGAAAACGAAACAGAGUUUCAAUGUAAUAAUUAUCAUUCAUACCGUGACCUAAAAGGUGAAUCCAGCCUUGGUCAUAAAAUGUUGUGUUGGAAAGAAAAAAAU
Messenger RNA from Lytechinus variegatus (green sea urchin), 3299 nucleotides. RefSeq names its product angiotensin-converting enzyme-like. NCBI's taxonomy places the organism in Eukaryota, Metazoa, Echinodermata, Echinoidea, Temnopleuroida, Toxopneustidae. Gene Ontology annotation, molecular function: metallopeptidase activity; peptidyl-dipeptidase activity. Gene Ontology annotation, biological process: proteolysis. The record is from RefSeq and is a predicted model, not a curated record. The coding region runs from base 32 to 1996 and encodes 654 amino acids. Gene Ontology annotation, cellular component: plasma membrane. The transcript has 13 exons.